Archocentrus centrarchus (flier cichlid) is the source of this 1374-nucleotide messenger RNA. It is a transcript of the gene htatip2, whose product is annotated as HIV-1 Tat interactive protein 2. Lineage: Eukaryota; Metazoa; Chordata; Actinopteri; Cichliformes; Cichlidae. The record is from RefSeq and is a predicted model, not a curated record. Gene Ontology annotation, biological process: import into nucleus. The transcript has 6 exons. The coding region runs from base 247 to 1086 and encodes 279 amino acids. Gene Ontology annotation, cellular component: cytoplasm.
GAUGACAGUGAGCGGGUCGAAGCGUGCAACAACGGUUUACUGUUUUAUCAUAUAUAGUUUAAUUAAAUCAUGACGUUAACAGUCUGAUGUGAAUUCGUGUGGUCUAGUGAGCGGCCAGCGACAUAUUGUCGGUGACAGUCAUUUCUGAUUUCUUCCUCAGCCUAUCAACGAAGCAGGAAGACGCCGCCGUUUGUAAAUAUGAAGCAACCAGGAAGUGUUUCAGCAAUUUAGUCGUUGCUACUGGCAAUGUUGGUUAUGAAAUUGCAGUGCGCCACCCUGGGAAGGACGUUAGGAUUUUUGACUGUCCUGGUUGUUGUGACUGCAGCGGUCUUAAAUUAUUUCGAAGAUUCCGAAGCGGUUAAAUACGCGAGCAUGGCUGAGGACAUCAAGACCGCAGAGCAAAACUUCAAGCAGCAGAACAAAAGCUGUUUCAUUCUUGGUGCUUCUGGGGAAACCGGCAGAAUGUUGCUUCAAGAGCUGCUGGAGCGCAACAUCUUCUCUAAGAUAACUCUUAUUGGAAGGAGACAGCUCACCUUUGAGGGCAAAUCCUAUGAAACCCUGGUCCAAGAGGUGGUUGACUUUGAGAAGCUUGAGGAUCAUGCUGCUGCCUUCCAGGGCCAUGAUGUUGGCUACUGCUGUCUGGGAACAACCAGAGCAAAAGCAGGGGCUGAAGGAUUCAUCAGAGUCGAUCACGACUAUGUUCUAAAAUCAGCCGAGCUCGCCAAAGCUGGAGGCUGCACACAAUUCCACCUGGAGUCCUCCAGAGGAGCAGAUAAAAAAAGCAGCUUCCUUUACCUCAAAGUCAAGGGACAGGUAGAAGCAGACAUUGAGGCCCUUGGUUUUGACAGAUUUGCCAUUUACAGACCGGGGGUUUUGUUGGUGGAUAGGCAGGAGAGCCGUCCUGCUGAGUGGAUGGCAAGGAAAUUCUUCAGCGCCGUUUCCGCUGUGGGAUUUACAUCUAUGUCUGUCCCAAUCCAAGUGGUGGCAAAAUCAAUGGUGUCGAACACCGUGCUUCAACCUGAGCAGAAGACGGAGAUCCUGGAGAAUAAAGACAUUGCUGCUCUGGGGAAAAGUGCAGGGAACUAAAAGAGCAGGAAAAUCACGGGGGUGAGAAAAACAUUCCACGCAGUUUACACUCAAACCCGGUUCGUUUUCCUGACAUCAGAGUGACACGUCAAGCUUUACAUUUGACAGAGGACGCCUCUGAGGCAAUCACCUAAAUGGGUGGUUGUCUCGAUUUCACUUGCAUCUGCAUGUUAAAAACAUAUUUUAAAUCAAGGAAUAUUUGGGGGUGUGCUUCUAUACAAUGUAUCACAAAAGUGAGUACACCCCUCACAUUUCUGCAGAUAUUUAAGUUUAUCUUUUCAUGGGACA